This is a messenger RNA of Adineta steineri, 726 nucleotides long. The record is from the annotation of a GenBank genome assembly. Lineage: Eukaryota; Metazoa; Rotifera; Eurotatoria; Adinetida; Adinetidae.
AUGAUUAAUUCAAGAUAUUCAACUGAUACUUGUCAAAUUGACCGCCAUCUUAAUCAUACAAAUCAAAAUCAAGUUCAACAUUUAACAUGGCAUUAUGAAAUGUUACAAAAUAAUGAUGAACAAGAGAAAUGUAAAUUAGAACAAAUUUCUAUUAUUCCCAAACGAGAUGCUGAUCAAAAAUCAUUCCGUCUUUGUGUACCACAAUCUCGUGUUCUUUCUGAAUUAACAUGGAUUGAAGAAGAUAGAGAAAAAGAAUUGUUACCAGGUAUGUCACGUGGUCUUUAUCCACAUGCACGUACUUUUGCACAAUCUAAUGAAAAUCAACCAAAAGUUAAUCAAGAUACAGAACCAGGUUCAGAUUUUGUUGGUACUAUUGUACGUGCAUGUCCUACAACCAAUUGUCAAGUUGGUGAUCAUGUUGUCGGUGUUACUGGUGAUGGUACAUAUCAUUCUCAUAUUAUGAUUAAUUCACAACUUAUUAUACUUAUAUAUUCUCUUAAAUAUCGUGUUCAUUUACAAGCUGGUCAAACUGUUCUUAUUCAUGCUGCAACAGGUGCUGCAGGCCAAUGGUGUAUUCGAUAUUGUCAAUAUAUUGGUGCUCGUGUUAUUGCUACAGCUGGCACUGAAGAAAAACGACGUUUUCUUCGUGAAGAUUAUGGUAUUGAACAUGUAUUUAAUAGUCGAGAUGCUUCUUUUGUUAAUGAUAUACGUCGAAUUCUUCCCUAA